This is a messenger RNA of Linum tenue, 2228 nucleotides long. NCBI's taxonomy places the organism in Eukaryota, Viridiplantae, Streptophyta, Magnoliopsida, Malpighiales, Linaceae. The record is from the annotation of a GenBank genome assembly.
CCUAAACUACGAUUAAUUGACAACCGUCGAUUGCCACCCUCUGCGCGAAUAUAAUCCUCCCCUUCGGCACUAGGGUUUUGGCUGCCUGCACUUUGCACAAACGGAAUCCAUCGCCUCUGCGGCUUACAUAUCUGAUAAGUGAUAACGCUCCGCCGCGGCCUAUUCAUCCUGCUUCCGGCAACAAGAUGGCGACCCAAAUGAGCAAGAAGCGAAAGUUUGUCGCCGACGGAGUGUUCUUUGCCGAGCUGAACGAGGUUUUGACCAGGGAGCUCGCCGAGGAUGGCUACUCCGGCGUUGAGGUUAGGGUUACACCUAUGCGCACUGAGAUCAUUAUCAGGGCCACCCGCACCCAGAACGUCUUGGGGGAGAAGGGAAGACGUAUUAGAGAGCUGACGUCGGUUGUUCAGAAGAGAUUUAAGUUCCCUGAGAACAGCGUUGAGCUGUAUGCUGAGAAGGUGAACAGCAGAGGGCUUUGUGCUAUUGCCCAGGCUGAGUCUCUUCGCUACAAGCUCCUUGGUGGUCUUGCUGUUAGAAGGGCGUGUUAUGGUGUGUUGAGGUUUGUCAUGGAAAGUGGCGCCAAGGGAUGCGAGGUGAUUGUUAGUGGAAAGCUAAGGGCACAGCGUGCUAAAUCCAUGAAGUUCAUGGAUGGUUACAUGAUCUCUUCUGGGCACCCAGUCAACGAAUACAUUGACUCUGCUGUUAGACACGUCCUCUUGAGACAGGGUGUUCUUGGUAUCAAGGUCAAGAUCAUGCUCGAUUGGGAUCCCAAGGGGAAACUUGGCCCGACAACUCCUCUCCCUGAUCUUGUUACCAUUCACCCACCUAAGGACGAGGAAGAGUAUAUGAGGGCUGCUUCUAUGCCUGCUCCAGCAGUUGAGGCCGAGAUUCCUCCUCCUGUUGCCGUUGCAGUUGCCUGAAGAUGCUCGUAUCAUGCCUUUUUGAGUCUUCAGCUCAAUGCUGCCUAGACAACAAUUAAAAAGUUUCCAUGUCGAGGAGUUGUUUUUAGGUCUGUUGUCUACUUAGUACUUGUUUUGACAUUUCUUGUGACAAAUUUUGUUUUGAUAGCAACCGGAUAUAUGGUAUCUCAAGUAAACUCCGUGACAUGUGUUUUAAGCUUUGCUAAGUUACUACCUGUUUACAGUUCUUGCUGUUCUGUUAUAUGCUUGUGAAGUUCCUCUGUUCCUGGAAAGGCGACGCUGCAGCCUGCAGGAAUGUUAGUAAACGUGCUAGGAUGCCUAUUUCACCUCUCCGAUGACAUCGGCCAUCUUCGCCGGCCAAACCAUACUAAUGAAACCCUGCCAUGGGAAGGUUUUUUCCGCUGUGGAUCUUUGUCCAGAUGAAGAUGGCGGUGCUAUACCGUAACAUCAGUUUGAUUUCAAGUCAAUCAGCGAGAUUCAGAGUGUUGAAAGAUUUUUUUCACCGAGGAAGGAGAGCUGAACAGAUUACAAUGAGAGCAAUUAACAGUAGAAGGAAGAAAGAACAUAAGAGGUAGAGAAAUUAGGAAUCCAUCCCUUCAGCAUUUCUUCUUCGAAAGUAUUACAAACAAACUGCGACCCCACUUCUUGUGCCUUAGGUCCGUUUGACAGGGUCGAAGUUGGAGACACCAACUAUGGCGCCGAUGAUGGCGGUGAGCACGACGCCGCCGGCGAUGAUGCUGAGCAAGAAGUUCUUGAGCGAGGGGCUGACCUCGGCGGCUUCCGCCACCUCGGGGAUGACCAUGGAAGCCGUGAGCGCGGCGGCGGUCAAUCCGGUGACGGCCUUCUCCCUGAAGGAAGCCCUGACGACUUGGGAUCUGGCCCUCCCGGCGUUGGAUGAUGACGACGACGAGCUUGCCGGCGGCAGUGGCUUGAACGACAGGAAGCCCCCCUGCGGCGCCGGAAUCUUGUUCUGGCUGGCGUAAGUCAGGGGCAUGGACAUCGACACGGCUGAAGUGGAAGCGGCCAUUUCUUCUCUGGAGGGUUUGUGAGUUGUCUUCUUCUUAGCGCUCUCUGGACUGGAGGUUUUGGAAUUCGCGACUCUUCUCGCCGAGAAACAAAGACGAUGAGUAAGGAGGGAGGUUUUAGGGUAUUUGUUUAGGAGGCGGGGAAAUGAGAGGUGAGGAAUUGAGAUAUGAAAAAUGGGGGAGUAGGUGAUCUCGAUUGUGUGUCCUUCGUGGCGACGUCUCCGGUGGGGAGUGAUGGAUAACGUUAUCUUCGUUCCUUGGCCUAGUCACCGUCGGAUUCGUAGGA